This is a messenger RNA of Fusarium musae, 1422 nucleotides long. RefSeq lists its product as uncharacterized. Gene Ontology annotation, biological process: negative regulation of transcription by RNA polymerase II. Gene Ontology annotation, molecular function: protein binding; nucleosome binding. Gene Ontology annotation, cellular component: ESC/E(Z) complex. Lineage: Eukaryota; Fungi; Ascomycota; Sordariomycetes; Hypocreales; Nectriaceae. The transcript is spliced from 7 exons. The coding region runs from base 1 to 1422 and encodes 473 amino acids. The record is from RefSeq and is a predicted model, not a curated record.
AUGGCUAUCGCCGAUGAUAAUGCCUUUGAGCUACCCAAGCUUCGUUCCUCGUUCUCGCUAGAAAACGAUACAGAGUUUCUCGAGAAUGACAACGUUGCUGAGUUCUUCGAUGUCAAGUUCUGUCCUUAUCAGCCGCUUGAUGCACAACCUGUCUUUGCCGCUAUCAGCAAAAAGCAUGAGGAGGCUUCCGCAUGCUGUUGUACUUGGACAAAAGAUCCCGUAACAGGCGCCCCCUAUCUAUGCAUUGGUGGAGUCGAUGCCAAAGUCAAGAUCUAUGAUGUUGUGAACGGGAAACUAUACAGGGAUGUCAAUGAUCUAGCAACUUCGCCUGCAGACCCGUCUAUUAUCGCCUCCGCUUCUGGUGACACGAGUAUUCGUGUCUGGAGUCUUGACCCAGUCCACGCAAACCGGCCCUGCUUGGUUAUCCUUGCCGGCGAAGGCCAUUCAUGGGAUCUUCUGAGCUUGGCGGACUUUUCUAAUUCAUCAAAGUGGACGCUCCCAGAUCUCCCCACUCAGGCCAUCACAACCCCUGUCCGUGUCCAUUAUCCUCACUUUUCGACCUCAGCAGUCCACAGUGGUAUCAUUGAUUGGGCAUGCCAUGACAAUGUUAUCUCACUUUGGAGAAUAGAGGGUUUUUCUUCUGCAAAUCCUCCCCCUCCCCAGAGCGUGGCACCGACGGCUCAGACAACCGUUCCAACCAAUUAUGACGAGGCGAGCCGUCUCACACGUUCAGCGUUUGUCCCAACGAUGUCUCCCCAAUGCCCUUCUCAGUAUACCAUGCUACUCCAGUUCCACACCCCCAACUGUGGCCCGCAGUUCUUCAUGCGUUUCAAGCUACAUUUUGUGCCGGACCAGCAUCCAGUUCUAGCAUUUUGCAAUGCUGGUGGGAAUGUUUUCUUCUGGGAUUUUGAACGUUUGCUAGCAUACAGAGAGUUCAUGGAAGUGCUCAAGGACCCCAACAGGGACAGGAGUAAGCCAGUUCCCCAUCCAAGUUGGAUGCGGCUUGUGAAGGGUCGACCCCCCAAGACGGACUCUAAUAAAGGCCGGAGCGGAGGCGCUGACAAGGACAUUCCGAGCGCCUUCCGAGCAGACGCAAUCAGGCUGAGCGAAGAGAUUGGUGACUAUAACGCGGAGACCUUAGAGACGUGGGCGUCGAGGUACAGCCAAGAGGAUCCUCAUGAGCCAUUAAAGGCACAUAAGACCGAGUCUUCAUCUGCCAAUUUUGUGGGUCGACAGGCAGCUUGGAGUCCCGGAGGAGAGUGGUGUGUCGUGGUGGGAAGCUCGAAUCAGGCAUUGAUCCUUCAGCGCUGGGCUAACAAAGGGUCAGCAUCAAGAGCAUCUGCCUCCGCGUCCGCCUCUGUGUCUGUAUCUGCCCCUCCGUCCGCUCCCCCAUUUGCCCUUAUUCAAAACGGCACGAGUUAG